Messenger RNA from Alternaria incomplexa, 1605 nucleotides. RefSeq lists its product as uncharacterized. Gene Ontology annotation, cellular component: membrane. Bases 1 to 1605 code for a protein of 534 amino acids. The transcript is spliced from 3 exons. Lineage: Eukaryota; Fungi; Ascomycota; Dothideomycetes; Pleosporales; Pleosporaceae. Gene Ontology annotation, molecular function: peptidyl-prolyl cis-trans isomerase activity. The record is from RefSeq and is a predicted model, not a curated record.
AUGCGGCUCCUCACCUCCCUCCUUGCGCUCCCCCUCGCGCUGUUGCCUUCGCUUGCUUUUGCGCAGGAUCUCGAAGUCCAAGUCACAAGACCGGCGGAAUGUACGCGCAAAACUCAGAAAGGCGACAAAGUGUCGAUGAUGUACAAGGGCACGCUGCAGAGCGAUGGCAGCAAGUUUGACUCGAGCUACGACCGCGGCGCACCGUUCACAUUCACGAUUGGCAAGGGCCAGGUGAUCAAGGGUUGGGACCAGGGACUGCUGGAUAUGUGUAUUGGAGAGGCCAGGAAGUUGGUUAUCCCGCCUGGUCUGGCGUAUGGGAACCACGCUAUGGGUGAUAAGAUUCCUGCGGGAUCAACGCUGGUUUUUGAGACCGAGCUCAUGGGCAUCGACGGCGUGGAAAAGGAACCUGCGAAACCUGUUGAGCCUUCGAAGGCUGCCCCUGCGACACCCACACCGACACCGACUGGUAUUACGGAUGACAACGUCAAUGCCAACGACGAAGAAGCCGCGCCCGAAAACGUACCCAGACCGACAUCUACACCCUCGUCUGAAGCUACUCCGGCAGAGACCAAGCCUGAGAAGACAGCAGUACCAGCCGCCGAGCCUAGCAAAGCUGUAGCCGCACAAGGAAACCCGAUGGAUGGCGAGAGCGACAAGGGCGAGUGCAACCUCCUUGGAAACUUUGCACUGAUCGUACAAGGUUUCCUUGGACUACUCGCCGUAUCCUCUCUUGCAAUCAAGAGGCUGAGGGAGUCUCCGCGAAGGCCCAUAAAGAUCUGGUUCUUCGAUGUUUCCAAGCAGGUCUUUGGCUCAGUUCUGUUGCAUCUCGCAAACGUCCUGAUGUCCAUGCUGUCUUCCGGCAAAUUUGACGUAGCAGCAACAACCAGCGCGACAACGAAGUAUGCUGGAACCAACGAGGAGGGUGACCAGCCGAACCCGUGCUCGUUCUACCUCCUCAACCUGGCCAUCGACACCACAAUCGGUAUCCCAAUCCUCGUGCUCCUCCUCAAAGUCCUCCACGCCGCAUUCGCCAAAACCCCGCUAGCCAACCCCCCAGAGUCCAUCCGCAGCGGCAACUACGGCCAACCACCCCGCGCAACCUGGUGGCUCAAGCAAUCCAUAAUCUACUUCCUCGGCCUCAUCGGCAUGAAACUCUGCGUUCUCGCCAUCUUCGCCUUCCUCCCCUGGAUCGCAUGGGUAGGAGACUGGGCACUGCGCUGGACAGAAGGAAACACUGCACUGCAAAUCACUUUCGUCAUGUUCAUUUUCCCGUUGAUUAUGAAUGCGCUGCAGUACUGGAUCAUUGAUAACUUUAUCAAGGACCCUGAGCAUGGUAGUGGUAGCGGUAGUGAAGGCAGGUAUGGCGUUGUUGGUGAGGAUGAUAGCGAGGAUGAGGACGAUGAGGAGUGGUUGGAGCGCCAGAGACGGAGGCGUGAGGCGGGUAUUGAUGGUGAGGACAGUGAUAUCGAGGCUGCGGAGGUGGAUCCGUUGAAGGAAGCCAACCCCACGAUGGUACCAUCAAGGAGUAAGAGUCUCAAGGCUGGAAGCGACUACGAUCCCGCUGUUGAUGGGGCGAGUGGUAGUUUGAAGACGAGGACGGAGUAG